This is a messenger RNA of Bombus impatiens (common eastern bumble bee), 4335 nucleotides long. RefSeq names its product guanine nucleotide exchange factor DBS. Bases 710 to 3892 code for a protein of 1060 amino acids. Gene Ontology annotation, cellular component: cytoplasm. Gene Ontology annotation, molecular function: guanyl-nucleotide exchange factor activity; protein binding. NCBI's taxonomy places the organism in Eukaryota, Metazoa, Arthropoda, Insecta, Hymenoptera, Apidae. The transcript has 18 exons. The record is from RefSeq and is a predicted model, not a curated record. Gene Ontology annotation, biological process: intracellular signal transduction.
GAAGGAAUUAUUGCAUACAUACGCAUUCAUAUUAUUUAUUUCUUAUAACAUAAAUGCUGCAAUUGAAAAGAUAUGUUAAAAAUCUAUCACGCGACCCUUUUAUAAUCCAGUCUGUUUUCAAAUCAAUGAUAAAGUAAUAACAUAGUAGAAUUAUAUAGAAUUUUAGCGUAAUCCACGUUUAAUCGGACACUUUUGACUGACAUGCUGCAAGUCACGUGCUGUUACCCCACUUUAGGAAUCGAGUCUUUCGUGAUUGGUUGUUUCGUCUUGUCUUUACUUCUACUGUGGAACAUUAUGGCGUCGCAUACUCUGUUAGGUUACGAUAGAGGUCGUCGUCCGUUGUAGGUGUUUUAUGGUGAAAAGUCAUAAAACUGCAGGAUUACAAGUUGCGAGAUGCAUUCAAUAAAGUUUUAAAAGCACCGAAUCAAUUGAUCGCGUUGCAGUUAUUUCGAGGCAUUGAGUGCGUAAGACUAAUUGGAAAUAUAGACUAUAAUAUCCGAGCGGAAAAUAAAAAUCGACUAUAAUGAAAUUCCAUCAAAUUAAUGCACACGAACAAAUUAGAAUAUUUCAUAUAUAUCAGUAAUAGAGUAGACUUGUAAUAUUGACGAUAAAUCAAAUUGUUGCGUGAAGUGUUGAUUUUAUCGAUAAUAUCGCGUGAUAUUUUGUAACACGUAAAAAACGAUUAUUUAGUGAAAUAAAAAAGCACAGUAUGAUUCUUCGACGAAAGUCAACACACGGCUGCAACUGCCCCUGUCAUCAACACUGCUCGACGAAAUGUGCAGAAGAUGUAGAGAGCAUGACAGGUGAGAUUGAAAAUGGAGAUUUGGCAAUCCGAGAUGUUGCAGACCUUCUUCAAUCACAGUAUGCUAUUAUAGCAGGAGGAAAAACUCGAGAAGGAUGUCCUAUAAUUACUUUUCCAGAUAAUGGUAAUUUUCAUAAUUUAUCUGACUUGGAUUACCAACGUCUCAUGCUGUAUCUUACUUCUGUGCCAACAUUACAAGAAGCAGAUCUUGGAUUCCACUUAAUUAUUGAUAGAAGAAAUGAUAAGUGGAACUCUGUGAAAACUGUGUUAUUAAAGAUCUCUGGCUUUUUUCCUGGUUUAGUUCAUGUAGCAUAUGUUCUGCGUCCAGCUGGAUUUUUACAAAAAGCUAUUUCAGAAGUAUCAAACAAGCUAUUUAGAGAAGAUUUCAAAUUUAGAGUUAUAUUUUUAGCAAAUGUUGCUGAACUUCAUGAACUUAUAGAUAAAGAUCAGUUAACUGAACAACUGGGUGGUACCUUGCCAUAUUGUCAUCACACUUGGAUACAAAAUAGAAUUAGUUUAGAAAAAUUUUCAUCAAUGACUCAAGACGUAUCUCUCGCAUUGGAUUCUUUCACUCGGCGUUUAGCCGAAAUUGAAUUUCCUAAUAAUACAGUUGCAACUACAUCUUUACUAUCUCAACAACAAGUAGAAUACAAUGAAUUAAAAGAAGAAAUUCUUAGUGCUGCAAGACAUGGUGAAGCACUAUUGGAUAGUGUAAGACAAUUAACUGGCAAGGGAACAGCUGAUAGAUUAGGAAAUGUUGCAGCAAUAGAAAGAUUGCUUGUUCAGUUAGAAGAAACAGAACGCACUUUUGACCUGUUUUGGACACAUCAUAGUUCUCGUUUGAGACACUGCUUAGCAUUAAGACAAUUUGAAGCUGACUUUAGAGAGUUACAAGCAAUAUUAGAUCAACAUCUAAAAACUAUAGAAGAAAUGACAGAAGUAGGAGAAACUCAAGCAAGGGUUGAGCAGUUAGUUUGUGACACAUCAGCAUUUCAAAGAAUAUGUAGAUCCUAUUUGUUGCAUACCAUGUGGAUUUGGGUCUUGGGAGAUAUAGAACGAGCAGAGGAGGUGAUAUCUGCUGGUCAACAACUAUUAUCUGGGAGGCAUCAAUGUCCUACAGAUGUUGUAGAACCAAAGUGCGUGGAACUACAGAGGAUUUGUACUAUUCUAAGUCAAAGAUUAGAAAGACGAUUACAUAUGUUAACUAAAUGUAGGGAACUCAUGGAACGUAUAGAUAAGGCAAACACAUGGUGUACACGUGGUAUAGAAUUACUUGCCUCGCAAAACAAUACGACUCCACCUGAUCAAGCACUUCAAGAAUUACAAGAAUUAAUAGAAGCUGCUGAAGAAUUUCACCAUCCCAGAUGUAUUUUUCAAGACUCUGUAAUGCCUGAAACUAAGGCUCUUAUUACUCAAGUUUUGCAAAGAAUAGAAGAUGUGUCUUUGAUGUGUGAUAAAAGAAUAAUGACACUAAAACAGCAAUUAAUUAAACCAGCAAGACCAGUUCAAACUGUAACACCUGAACCAGUUAAACCAUUGCAAUCACUGCCUCAAAUUGUUAAACCUGGAAGAAUUCUUAAAAAAGCUAACACUAUGCCGAAGAUGGAGAUGAGUCCUAUAGAAGGGGAAUCUUCAUCUCCAGAAAGUGAAUCUAAAGACACAGAAGCUUUACGUUUAAAGCGUGGACAUGUUUUAGCGGAAUUAGUUGAAACUGAAAGAAUUUAUGUUGCUGAGUUAGGUACUAUAAUUAAAGGAUACAAAAUGGAAUUAAUAAAUGAAGCAAUGGCUCAUUUAGUACCAGCAGCAUUAGUCGGCAAAGGAGAUAUUUUAUUUGGAAACUUAGAAGAUAUAUACAUUUUUCAUGGAGAAACAUUUUUAAAAGAUUUAGAAAAUUGUAUUUCAAAUACCGAACUUGUCGCGUUAUGUUUUGUACAAAGGCGCGAGAUGUUCUUCAGAUUAUAUAGUUAUUAUUGUCAAAACAUUCCGAGAUCUGAAAAAUUACGAGAACAGAUACAAAAUGAACCACAGUUUCUUGCAGCUUGUCAACAAAAGCUUGGUCACAAAUUACACCUUGCUGCAUACCUUCUAAAGCCUGUUCAACGUAUAACAAAAUACCAAUUGUUGUUGAAAGAUCUUUUAAAAUAUAGCGACGAACCAUCGUGUUGUACUGAAUUACAAGAAGCAUUAGAUUGUAUGCUUGUUGUAUUAAAAUGCGUUAAUGACAGCAUGCAUCAGACUGCAAUUACUGGAUUUGGUGGCGAUCUAAAUGCACAAGGUGAACUCUUAUUGCAAGGUUCUUUCAGUGUAUGGAGUAGCAGUAAACGAGAACGGCUUCUCAGGUUAAAACCAUCACAGCGACAUAUAUUCUUAUACGAAAAGGCAUUUAUAUUUUGUAAACAUAGUAAACCACAAGCUCAUAAUAAAGCUACAUACCAUUUCAAAAGAUAUCUAAAGAUGUCACAAAUUGGAUUAACAGAAUCGGUAAAAGGUGAUGCCAGACGUUUCGAAAUUUGGCUACAAGGUCGAGCUGAAGUGCAUACUAUACAAGCAUCUACAGUUGACGUCAAACAGUCUUGGGUCCGUCAAAUUAAAGGCGUUUUAAUGUCUCAAUUGGCUGAGCUUAAAGGGAAACAAAAUUCUGCUCUUGGAAAAACCAAUCACAAACCUUUGCGGCAGACGAUUUCAUGGGAAGCUCAAGGCAGUGUUUCAGGAUCGUUAAGAACUCUUUCAGUUGAUGGUAGCAGUGUUAUAUCGCAUAUUACAGAUAUUUCACAGUCAACUGAAGAUGAUAUUGCAUGGAGUUCAGAAAACAGUAAUACUGAUGAUGAAGAUGCUUUCAGUGAAAAUCCUGGUCCUGCUCCUGGUGGAAGAUAUGUAGCAUUAGCUGAUUAUUGUGCAGUUGGUCAAUCAGAAGUUACAAUGCGCGAGGGAGACAAUCUAGAGCUUCUUAAAGUCGGAUGUGCUGGUUGGUGGUUUGUAAAAUUAAUAAGUACUGGAAUAGAAGGGUGGGCACCAGCAGCUUACUUGGAACCAAUGAAUCGGAAGAGUUCACGUAGCUCACAAUCAGUUAACAGCCAAGAAACUAUAUGAAACAGGCGUCUAACACACUAGAUUUUCCUAGUGUGUUAGAUUCAUGCAUGUAUUCAAAGAAUAUCACUUGUUGAAGUGUAAAAUUAACAAUCAUAUAUUGGCAGAUUUUAUAAUGCAUACAAAGAUAUAGACAAGAAUUCAGAAAUUUUGCAUAAUAUACAUACAAUAUAACGAAACUUAUUUCAGACCGUAUGAUAUAGCAAUAUAUGCUUGAUCUAUAUGAUUAAUCUGUGAAUAAUUAGAGCCACAUAUAUAACUUUUGAAAUGGAAAAUUAGAUGAGGAGAAUCUAAGAUAUUAACCUAAUUAGUUAAUCCUUCAUAAAAAGGUAUAAAUAACGAGAAACCAGGGAAUGAAAAAAUGCAUAAACUUUUUUACUACAUAAAGUAUAUUACGAAAGAAUUUGUUGGUGGAAGCGCUUUACGCAAGCAAAUAAAAUUUGCAU